Messenger RNA from Numida meleagris (helmeted guineafowl), 1171 nucleotides. It is a transcript of the gene ECHDC3, whose product is annotated as enoyl-CoA hydratase domain containing 3. Gene Ontology annotation, cellular component: mitochondrion. Gene Ontology annotation, molecular function: hydro-lyase activity. Lineage: Eukaryota; Metazoa; Chordata; Aves; Galliformes; Numididae. Bases 303 to 1004 code for a protein of 233 amino acids. The transcript is spliced from 5 exons. The record is from RefSeq and is a predicted model, not a curated record.
CCGCUCCUACAGCUCCAAGUCCUUCCUGCGCUGGGGGCCCAGGCCUGGACGCAGUACUCCAGACGGGCCCUCACAAGAGCAGAGCAGAGGGAACCAUCCGCUCCCUGCCCCGCUGCUGAUGCAGCCCAGCACACAGUAGGCGGUUCCGUGCUGCAGGCCCGGCUGCUGCCUCACGCUCGGCUCUUUCAGCCCCGAGACUCUGGUGACCGAAACCCCGCGGCUGCAGAGGCAGCGGCGCGGCCCCGGCCUAGGGGAACAUUAUCCUGAACAACCCCGGGAAGCGGAACGCCCUGUCCCUCUCGAUGCUGCUGGCGCUGAAGGAGGACCUGCUGCACGACGUCAAGAGCAAAGAGCUCCGCGUUAUUGUCAUUUCAGCUGAAGGACCUGUAUUUUGUUCUGGUCAUGAUUUAAAGGAACUGUCAACCCAAGAUGACGUGAAGCAUCAUACCCAAGUAUUUGAAAUUUGUGCAGAGGUUAUGACUUUAAUCCAGAGACUUCCAGUACCAGUGAUUGCCAAAGUGAAUGGCCUGGCCACAGCAGCAGGCUGUCAGCUAGUGGCAAGCUGUGACAUUGCAGUGGCAAGUGAGAAAUCACGGUUUGCUACUCCUGGGGUAAACAUUGGAUUGUUUUGCUCCACACCAGCUGUGGCCCUGGGCAGAUCUCUUCCAAGAAAGGUGGCACUGGAGAUGCUUUUCACGGGUGAGCCUCUUUCUGCCCACGAAGCGUUAAUGCACGGGCUUGUCAGCAAGGUGGUACCAGAAGACAAGCUGGAAGAAGAGACCAUGAGAAUCUCUCACAAGAUAUGCGAAAGCAGCAAAUCUGUCCUGGCACUGGGGAAAGCCACCUUCUACAGGCAGAUGGCACAGGACCUUGAUACUGCUUACAAAAUAACCUCUCAGGUCAUGGUAGACAAUUUGACUUUGAGGGAUGGGCAGGAAGGUAUUGAAGCCUUCAUUCAGAAACGCAAGCCUGUCUGGUCACAUGCUCAGGAUGAGAAGAAAUGAAUCCUGUUUCUAAGCUAAGCUUAGCUGUGCUUCCAUGAUUCUUCACGCAGUUGCCUUUGGGAACUAUAGUUCUGUUCUUAUCGAAAGUUUGAUUUCUUAUCAUACAUAUGCCAAAGCCACAAUAAAUUAUUUCUAAGUGUAUGUAAUAAAUUUUAAGAAAAAUCAGA